GCUUUCCAUGACCUAAGUUGUUUUCGGCGCGAUCUCCAUCUCUCAAAAGCCUUUCUGCGAACAAUUGCCAUAAAUCCCACUCUUCUAACACUUCUUCCUAGCUUGCCUCGAGAUUUCGGUUUUGAGUGCCGGUGUAAAUCUAUAUCCAUUUCGCAAUGGCGAUAGAAAGGAUUCUUAAAGACGAUGCUAGUGAAGAGAAAGGAGAGCGUGCCAGAAUGGCAUCUUUUGUUGGUGCUAUGGCCAUUGCUGAUCUUGUCAAGACAACACUGGGUCCUAAGGGGAUGGACAAGAUCCUGCAGUCUACUGGAAGAGGUCAAUCAGUGACUGUGACCAAUGAUGGAGCUACCAUCUUGAAGUCUCUUCACAUUGACAACCCCGCAGCCAAAGUUCUUGUUGACAUUUCAAAAGUUCAAGAUGAUGAAGUUGGGGAUGGGACAACUUCUGUAGUUGUUUUGGCUGGUGAACUAUUGAGGGAGGCUGAAAAACUAGUUGCAUCAAAGAUCCACCCAAUGACCAUUAUAGCAGGUUUGCUCCGGGCAUUUCACCAUUGCAUUUGGGUUCUCUCCUCAGUUCAUGAUCAAAUUGCAGAGAAGUUCAAGAUGGACUUGAUGAAGAUUGCAAAGACAACUUUGAGUUCAAAAAUAUUAUCACAAGAUAAGGAACAUUUUGCCAAGUUGGCUGUUGAUGCUGUUUUGAGGCUAAAGGUGAAGGGUUUAUUACAGGGCAGCACAAACUUAGAAUCCAUCCAAAUUAUCAAGAAGCCUGGUGGUUCCCUUAAGGAUUCAUUCUUGGAUGAAGGGUUUAUUCUUGACAAGAAAAUCGGAAUUGGACAACCAAAGCGGAUUGAAAAUGCCAAUAUUUUGGUGGCCAACACUGCAAUGGACACGGAUAAAGUAAAGAUCUAUGGUGCGCGUGUUCGUGUUGAUUCAAUGGCUAAGGUUGCUGAUAUUGAAGCAGCUGAAAAGCAGAAGAUGAGAGAAAAGGUGGACAAGAUCCUAGCCCAUGGGAUUAAUUGCUUUGUUAACCGGCAGUUGAUUUACAAUUUCCCCGAAGAACUCUUUGCAAAUGCUGGAGUACUUGCAAUUGAGCAUGCUGAUUUCGAUGGGAUUGAACGGCUAGCUUUAGUUACAGGUGGUGAAAUUGCCUCAACUUUUGACAAUCCUGAGUCUGUUAAGCUUGGACACUGUAAGCUUAUUGAGGAAAUUAUGAUUGGAGAGGACAAGCUAAUUAAAUUCUCUGGCGUUGAGAUGGGCCAGGCAUGCACUGUUGUACUGCGGGGUGCAAGUCAUCAUGUGCUCGAUGAGGCAGAGAGGUCACUACACGACGCCCUCUGUGUGUUAUCACAGACCGUGAAUGAUAGCCGGGUUUUGUUUGGAGGCGGAUGGCCAGAAAUGGUGAUGGCUAAGGCAGUAGAUGAGCUUGCUCGAACGACCCCGGGGAAGAGGUCUCAUGCCAUUGAGGCUUUCUCCAAGGCUCUAGUGGCUAUUCCAACCACCAUUGCAGAUAAUGCUGGUUUAGACAGUGCUGAGCUAGUAGCCCGGCUUAGAGCAGAGCACAACAAGGAGGAAUCUAAUGCUGGGAUCGAUGUCAUCUCUGGAUCUGUAGGAGAUAUGUCAGAACUAGGGAUUUCAGAGGCAUUCAAGGUUAAGCAAGCGGUACUGCUUUCUGCAACUGAGGCUGCCGAAAUGAUCCUCAGGGUAGAUGAGAUAAUCACUUGCGCGCCACGAAGGAGAGAGGAUAGAAUGUAAAACAUGAUUGGGCCUGUUGUUUCUCUCUGGAGGAAUGGGGCUCUUGCCAUUUUGGCCAAUCAAUCUUAUGCACUGAAUUGUUGUUUAACCGUCAGAUUGUUGAACUGAUCACUUCCCCAAUCCUCCCCCAGUUUUUCGUGUGAUGUUGGUAUCUGUUGCGGUAUGGAACUCCAGUUUUUGUAUUGAUCGAAUUCUAAAUUCGUUUAUUAACAUGUGAACAGUGUCGUGUCUACAUAAUUUUGGUCUUCGAAAGUAGCUGCGAUCACUUCCCUUUGUUAUUCUUACGAUUUAAUGUCAGCUGAUAGUUGUUUCUAUUAGUUAAGAUAGGAAUUUGCUGUAGUUACAGUAACUGCGAUACUCUGAUGGUAGAGGACUUGUCAAGUUGUGGUAGGGAACUUCAUAAGUCGACAAUGAAGCUUUAGUAACAUUAAGAUGCUUAGGCAGCC
Molecule: messenger RNA, 2194 nt
Organism: Linum tenue
Lineage: Eukaryota; Viridiplantae; Streptophyta; Magnoliopsida; Malpighiales; Linaceae
Source: the annotation of a GenBank genome assembly